Aspergillus alliaceus is the source of this 1245-nucleotide messenger RNA. RefSeq lists its product as uncharacterized. Gene Ontology annotation, biological process: phosphatidic acid biosynthetic process; triglyceride catabolic process. The record is from RefSeq and is a predicted model, not a curated record. Bases 200 to 1132 code for a protein of 310 amino acids. Gene Ontology annotation, molecular function: acylglycerone-phosphate reductase (NADP+) activity; triacylglycerol lipase activity. Lineage: Eukaryota; Fungi; Ascomycota; Eurotiomycetes; Eurotiales; Aspergillaceae. The transcript is spliced from 2 exons. Gene Ontology annotation, cellular component: lipid droplet; endoplasmic reticulum.
UAAGUCACCAACCUGAAGGUUAUAUUACUAUCUAGAAUGGAGGAAACUCCUCCGGUGGGAUUCCGUCCGCUUCCUCCGCUCGACGAGCCACUCUGCCAUAUUUAAUUUGUUGUCGUUUCUGUCAGAAUCCUUUUUUGACAUUCCCGACGGCUUUGGCUGUCCGAAGUCCGUUUUAUGACGACCUGUGUCUUGUAUAUAAAUGGAGUCCCCACCACCUCACUCGACUCACACUGACGACCACGUAUUUGACAGAUCUCCAUCCCACAAGGUAAUUACAGAAAUGUCUAAAACAGUUUUGAUCACUGGUUGCAGCCAUGGAGGACUAGGGGCAGCAAUGGCUAAGGUCUACCUCGCUAAAGGCUUCCGGGUCUUUGCAACGCUGCGCGAUAAGGCCAAGGCCGGAGAUCUGGCUCAAACAGAUGGCAUAGAGAUUGUCGAACUGGAAGUCACAUCGGUGGAAUCCAUUCGCAAAUGCGCAAAUACUGUUGCGAAACAUACAGGAGGGACACUCGAUUUCCUCGUCAACAACGCGGGCGUCAACGCCGUAGUACCGCUUCUGGACGCAUCCCUCGACGACGCGAAGAAGGUAUACGACACCAAUGUUUGGAGUAUUGUUGCCAUGGCACAGGCAUUCGCUCCAAUGCUCAUCAAGGCCAAAGGGACUAUGUGCAACAUCAGUUCAGUGUCUAGUGAAAUGGUCUUUGCAUGGGCGGGUAUCUAUAGUAGCUCUAGGAGCGCUGAGACGAGGAUUUCCGAGACGUUACGUCUUGAGAUGGCGCCUCUUGGCGUGCGCGUUGUCACUGUCAUCCUCGGCGGCGUCCAGACAAGCGGAAAUGACCCUGCCAAUAUCGCAGACCUUGAGUUGCCUCCGGCUUCGCACUACCGGAAGAUUACGGAGGUCAUAGAUCGCCACAAGAAAACUAUGGUACACCCUAACAAGCAGAAUGUCGAUAUAGCAGCGAGGAAUGUGGUCGACGACGUUCUCAGCGGUCGCAGCCCUUUCAUUCGACGCGGGCAGGCUUCUACUCUGAGUUGGUUCUGCAACACAUUUCUUCCAUAUGGGUUCUUUACUUGGAUGAUCAAUCGGGAUUCGGCUCUUGAUCAAAUUGGAUUUCACGAAGACGCCACAUGAUUUCGAGGGUCGGUGGAGAGGUAGAAUAUGGGAAGCGCUAUAGUGUAUAUAUGUAGUGAUAUUCAGGAGUGCAAUAUCUAAGUCGUGUUCUCUAAUAGUAGGGACUAGCUAGC